AGCUCAGUUACGCCGCGCCCCUUGCGAAGUGCGCUGCGCCUCACGAGCGAGAUCACGGUGUCUUCGCGGCUCGAAAAAUACUUUUUCCGACCACGUUUCCGCGUUCUCGCAAAGAUUUUUUUAGUUUUAUCGUGCGUGCUUCCUUCGUUCUUUCCCUUCUUUUUUUUCGCUUCCUACAGAUACGUCGAGUUAUACAAAGGGAAUAAAUUAUCGAACCACGUUUCCAUGUGAUCGAAUCGUGUUCCAGUCACCUCACGAGUUUCACGAGAUACGAGAGCGUGGUUGGAUCGAGAGUGACAUACGAUAAUACUCGAGUGUGGCAGUGAUGUAAAAGUGUGGUAAAUUGACAGGAAGAUUUUUGUGAGUCGAGUAUAUUGUGAGAUGUGUUCUUGUUGAUUUUUAUUAUUAGACGACUGGAUGAAAGGACUAGUAGAUAAAAGAAGAUUGUGUGGGUGUUGAUUGAACGGGGUUGCGUUGAAAUGUGUAGAUAAAGUUAAAAAAGAGACUCGAUUCCGUUGGUUACGAGUAGAAGAGGCUCGAGUUUACACGAUGGAUAAUGGACUUUGCUGAAGGACUUCCCUUCAGUUUCUUUUAACACAGACGCUUCCGGUCACGUACCUCGAGAUCGAGAAUCGAGAAUAUCGUGGCAUUCACGGGGAUAGAAAACAGCUUUGCGAUGAACCAAGUGAAACGAGGCAUUAGAUCGGCUGUUUUCGUAUCUUGAGACUAUUUAUCAAAGGUCACCGCACGAGGAAAAGACAAAGGAGAAAGAAUUCCGAUAUGGACGAUCUGAAAUCCCUCAACAAUUCGAGCCAACCCCUGUGAAGGGCAGGAAAUAAAUGGAUACGGGUGAAGGGAAGAUGAAGCGUGAAGAAGCAAGCAAGAAAGAAAGCCAAUAGAAUCAGGUUACCUCUAACAUCGGUGGAGGAUUGCAUCUUGUGUUCGUGGUAAAUUCCAAAGACGAUCUUCCACCAAUUCAUCCGUGUCGAUCACUCGACAUACAAGUCAAGGCCACGAUAAGAUAAUAAAAAGAAGGAAAGAGGGAAAAGGGUGGACGCUCUGGAGAAUGAUGUGGGUCACGGUUCUGGAUAAACCCGUGGGAUUGAAUUUGUUCGACCGAUGAUACACACGGUUUAAUUAAAACAGGCUUUGCCUGUAUUUCAUCAGGAGGAGAGGAGAGAGAAAGAGAGAGAGAAAAAAAGAACUUACAGAUUCGAUCAACCAGGUUUGAAAUAUUUCGGAACGAACGACCUAAUACGAUAAAAGAGUAUCGAGGCUGAUAUUUUUGUCCCAGCCUUUUUUGCAUACUAAAAUUUUCUCCAUUUCAGCGAUUCCUAUUUAUUUCUUUUAUUAUAAAACUUUAUGGGAAUUGUUCCAGUUUAUUUUUUUUUUCUUUUUAUUUCGUUGGUUGAGAAUAUAUAAUAUAAUACAGGAAAUACAGGAAAGGAAUGAAUGAAAAAUAUUAAAAGCAUUUAGCAUAGAUGGAAUAAAAAUUAUAAAAUUAUUAUAUAAUUAUUUCAACGAUUUUUAAUAACUUUAUUAUUUAUCUUAUCAAAUUUUAAUGUUUAACAUUUUAAUUGGAAAUUAAAUUCCCUCAAAAAUUGCUUAAUAACUAUUAUAAUGCACAUUGUAUAUUCAAUUAUUAUAAUAUUAUCCGUAACUUUUCGCUUCGAAUUACAUUAUAAAAUAUAAUUUAUAAAAUAUAAUAAUAAUUAUUCUAAUAAUUAUUAUUAUAUUAUUGUUUGUAUCGUUAAAUUUUAAUAUCAUCUUCAAUUCUUCAAGAACGAAUAUUACAUUAAAACAUUAUUCGAUAUUAAUAUUGUGCACAACUUUUGUCACAAAAAGAAUUUAUAUAAUUGGUAAGAGAAAAAUUUUGUAUCACGAUACGAAAAACGUUGAAAACUAUCUCGUUUCAAAGAUACAUUAUUUCCGAUAUUCAAAUUGAUUCCUUUCUCACUUCAUCGAUUGCCCCUCUCUCUCUCUCGUUUUUACUAAUGAUUCUUCUUUCACGCUCCCUCCUACUCACAUCCUUUCUUUGUCGCGAUUUUAUUGCUUCCCAACCCCUAUUUAUACGCGCACUAAAAUUCCACCACGCUCAUUAUCAAAGGUUUUUAUCAUCGUGGUAAAUAAUUCUUGACGCAAACCAGCAUUUCAUCGUUUACAACGCGUUUAUUUAGCUUAUAAAAACGUCUAGCUCGUCAAGCUUUUGCUUUUCAUCUCCAAGGAAAUACACGGCAAUUACCGUUUUUAUAAUAUCGAUAAACGUAAUGCGAAUGUAUGUUUGCAGAUCCAUAACACACAGUCGUUGACGAAAGAUAAAUAUUUUAUCUUUAAAUACAAUUUUUAAUGAAAUUGAAGUUAUCAUUAUAUAUAUAUAUAUAUAUAUAUAUAUAUAUAUAUAUAUAUAUAUAUAUAUAUAUAUAUAUGAUGAAGAAGAAUCGUCAAAAAAUGAAAGAAAUAUUAAUAUUUGUUAUUUACUCUAAAAAAUUAUUUCAUUCUUUCUUUUUUUUUACAGAUUAAUUGCCAAGUGUGUAAGUUAAAAAUAUUUUUAUUUUCAAACUGAUUUUGUAGCUGAUGAAAAUAUUGUAAAUAUUUUAAAUUUAGAUAUUUUAUAUAAUGUUUCAUAUAUAAUUUUUAUUCUAAAAUAAAAAUUGUAAAAGAAUAAUAGAUGAAAAAAAUUUUACAAUUCCAUUCACGAAAAUAAAAUUGAUCUUCGUAUGUUGUUCUAUUCUUUCAAACUUGUAUAUAAUUGUUAUUAUACAAUAACAAAAAUUAAUAUUUUUGAAUUCACUAUUCUGCUAUAUGUUUCAGUUGUCAUAUCCACGAUAUUAUAAAUUACGACAAAAAGGAAUAGAACGAUCAAAAAAAUUGCAUAAAUAACAACGUAAUUCGAUUUUUCAAAUUUUCAAGUUAUACCGCUAUAUUGUGAAAAGAAAUUACCACUACAUCACGAGGUUAAGAAGAAAAGGAACAUAGAGUUGACGUUUUCGCAAAACGACGAGGUGGAUAUAAAGUCUCAAAGGAUACGUUGAAAGAAAGAGGGUGGGAAAAAGGGCACAGAAGAAAGGAGUCACGGAGCUUUUCCACUUUAGCAACGUUCCCAGAAACCAGAAUUUCUAUACUCGCGUGUCUAUUCAAGCUGCUUGUCAGAUUCUUCUUUGCGCGUGAACGUCAAAAGUCCAAAACGAAAAGAUAUCAUAAAAAUCGCUUAACGAGUUCCCAAGACGAUUCAAGUGCACCGGGUACAUGAUACCCUGAAGGAAGUCCACUUUGAAGCAUCGUGUUCGAAGCGAGUCGAUACGAGUUUUUCCUCUGUAUCGAGAUUAACCAUUGAAAAUUCUGAUAUAAUUUGGAAAAAUUAAAAUCAGUUAAAAUUAUUACGUUAUUACAUAUUUUUAUUGAUCAAUCAACAUAAAGAUAGACGUCGAAUUCCAUUCUCCGUCAAAUUCUAAUUAUUUUUCUUUAUUCGGAUUAUAAUUUUACCUUAAAAAAAAUUAGAAGAAAGUUAAAUAUAUCAAUUUCCAAUCUAUCGAUUCUCGAAAAACCCCGCGAACAAUCCUUCAACAACACAUCUCCUCUCGCCGAAUCGGACGAAACUUAAAUUCAUUAAAAAAAAAAGAAACCUACCGCGCGCCUGGAUUCCGCCAAAAACACCGGAAACCGCAACAACAUUCGUUCCGAUACCUCUUCCUGUAUAUCGUGAAAAAAACAAAAAAAGAAAAAACACGAGAACCUGCGCAAAAACUCUCGAGUGAAUUAUUCGAGGGAUAAAACCGAGCCGACAACAAAGAGGAAAAGGAAAGCAAAGGAACCUUGCUAAUAACCGGAAGAAUUAAAAAAAAGAAAAAAAAGAAAAGAAAGGAAAGGAAAGGAAAAAAAUAGAACGAGGAGAGCUCGCGUCCCCGUCGAAAAGUGUUGGACCGCGAAAUUACGGGCGUGGAGGGAACGUGUUACCUAUUACGUGGCGGCCUUGUGUACAAGUCGAAUUGUCCGGAAAGAGAAAAUCCAGGCCGUGGAUCCAGCGCACUGAAAUCCUUUCUGUCGUAAUUAACUGCGACACCGGCUAUUAAGCGGAAAUUCGCGACGUUACAAACGUAGAGUGGGAGGAUGGAUAUGGACGGGAUAGGAGGGUUACGUGAUCGAAAUUCCUGCCACCUGUUUAUAUGACGGUAAUCAAUGAUCGGGCUGCUGAUCAAUUAUUCCGGGAAUUAUGGGGCGAAUUACAUUUGCGGAAGGGGGAAGGGGCGGAUUAGAGGGGAUGAGGCGAGAUUUCGUUUCUUCUCUCUCUCUUUCUCUAUUGGAGAGGGAGGUUUGGCAGAGGUUUGGCGGGGAUAACGAUCGGCGGCGGUGAUAAUGGGAAAUUAAAAAGUCGAGAUUGCCACGAGGUUGACCUGGUUCCGCGUGUUAAAACGGGUAAUUGAAAUUAACAUCGACGAUUCACCUACGAUUCGUGUGUGUACAACGUUAUAAUGGGAUUGUGCGUGUUUGUAACGAGGGGUGUAGAGCGUGUUUUUCGAAGUGUUUCACUCGUGGAAUUUUGAAUCGUGUGCGAGGUUUAUUGUUAUUUUUUAAUAUCGUGAGGAAAUAUUCGAUUUUGCGACUUUAUAGAUCGUAGCUUUCAUAUAGUGUCUCUUCGUUUAAUAUAUUGAAAUAUAGAAUUUCUAGAUCACGCUUUGAAGGAUGAAAGAAAGAAUCUUGGAAACGUUAAAAGAUAGAGAUCAGCGGUGUUAAAAUAUUAUCUCGAUGAGAUCUAUUUCUAAAUAUAAUUUCAACAUGAUAAAAUUUUCGAAUAAUAGUUCAAAUAUAAGUGUAAAAUUUAAAACGAUUAAUGAUUGAUAAAUAAAAAUAUGGAUCAAUUCGUAAUUCGAGCUCGACGUAUAGUUUGAUCGUUAAUUCGUGGUGGUAUUAGUUUAAUUCGUAGGUGUCAUUAGCGGAAGCACACAACGGAUAUCCCGUUAUGUGGAUUUGUAAUUAGUAAACCAUACAUACCAUACAUACCGCUCUUUAUUGCCGUUAAACGAAUCCACUUAUACAAUUGAUUUCACGCUAAUGAUUUGUCUAAUGAUUUCGCAGGUUAAAACGUGUCCAGCGUCACUCGUUAUACCGCGACGAUGACGAGGAUCGUGUGAUUUGUGGGGCCGGAAAAGUAUUAAUGAUGGAUGAAACUGGUUGAUAGAGGUUUCCACGGCGUGUUUAAUAUAAUAUUGUUAAAGAUCUAAUUGAAUUAAAAUCCAGUCGCGUAACCCCAUUAUGUGGAAAUUUAAUUGAAGUAGUUUACAGAAAUUAGUCAACCGGAUAAUUUUAAUCCGCUGUAUUAACCGAGUGUCUUUAGCGAUUAGCGAAGUCUGAUUAAUUAAAACUCGGUAUUCUGCCGAGUGAUUUAUUAAGUAAUUUAAUUGAAAAGAGAGAAGAAACAGCUCGAGCUAUUUUGCUACUAUUGAAACUAUUCCCUUUGCAAAGAAAACUUUACAAGUUUAUUUUAUUGGAUCGGUUGUGAAUAAUAUUGGAUUACAAUGAAUUUAUCUCUCUCUAUUUUUCUUUUGUUUUUAUAACAACAUUUUCGACAGCUUCUUCAUAUCUCGAAAAGAAAAAUAAAGAGAAAGAUAUUCUUUUCUCCCUAAAACAAAUUAAAAAUAAAUUAGAAUAGAAAGUUUAUUUUCAACAAUCUUACUCUCCAGAAAAAUCUUCAAUUCUUAUUUAUUUUUUUCAGUGUAACCCAACCAAAAAGAAUUUGAAAAAUCAACGAAAAAUCAAUAAUCAUUUCGUGUCUUAACUUAACAAGUGAAUAUUAACUCUGGCUAGAAUAAUGAGAAUAAAUGUUGAAAUAUAAGAUAUUUCUCACGUACGGAUUUUUUUUAAAAGACAGAUUUUAUAAAUAUAGCGUAAUAUCAAUGCCUCCGCAAAUAACUCCAUUUCAAAUCGAGUUUUGAAGUAAAGUGUCCGGAAGUUGUAAAAGGGACAUAGUUGCUGUCACGUACACAGCUUGGAAGUUUGACUGUGGACGAUCCAUUUUCCCCGUAUGCAGUCUCUCGCUACACAAAGUCAAACAUACCAUCGAUAUCUUGUAACUUUUGACGUGUCCAUUACUUUGGAAGUUUGUCCCAGUAAAAGUUAUUCGGUCCAUCUUAAUCACAGCUAUGGUAAGAUUACAGGGUGCAUCCAAGAGUUUGCGUCAAAUCUUAUAUGGUGUCCAAUAUAUUUAAUCCUUUUUUCUUUUUUUCGUUAUUUUCGCGAGAAAUUUUUAAGAAUAAAAGAAAGAUUAAUAACGAUAUCCUACUAGUAAUAUUAAUAAGCGAAAUUUAAGAUCAAACGUUAUUAUCUGAAAAUCUGUAUUAGUAACUGGUAGAGGUGUGUGGUGAAUCCUGGUGUAACCAAACACCCAUUAUCUCGGUAUCCUAAUAUCCGAAUGUUCUAUUAUCCAAACGUUGUUAACGGAAUAUCAUCUAGAAACAGAUGCUUUCUCUUCAAUACGAAUUUAACACUAAAAUUAUUAUUGCCGAAUCGAAUAACUGGUUUUAAUUAAACCGAUCUUUUUCUUUUCUUCUUUUUUAAUUUUUAAUAAGAAGGCUUUUUGUACGUCCUCUUUUCCAUUCUAAGGACAAAUCACUUGAUGGAAAGAAUUUACGGCGGUAUAAGUGAAAUGAAUUUUCACAAAUCAAUUGUUAGAGCAAAACGUGGGGUACAAUUGACGUUAAAAAUGCAUGGAAUAUUUCGUAUCAAAACGGAACGAGUUACUAUAAUUGUUGAACGAAUUAACACACGAAUUAGCAUAACUUCGUGAUGGAUGUAAUUGGCCAUUUAAAUAAUCUAAGGCCGACUCCCAUUUGAACAUUCCAUUGGAUAUUAAAACACGUGGCUAAAACGAUAAUGCUUUUGCGUUCUUGCGUUCCUUCAAAAAUUCUACGUUUCUCUGUAAUUACGGGAUACAUCAAAAACUUGGCUAAUUUGCAUUAUAAAAAUAUAAGAUUGAAACAUUUCUAUGUUACAUGUUAACCCAGUUUCAAUUUCUGAAAAAUCCUUAAUUCUAAUAUCGAAAUGAAAUAGAAUAGAAUUUUAUUUGAAUUCGUAGAAAUGAAACACUUGUAAAGAAUGAAAAUUUUUAAAAUAAGAAAUUAAUUAAAAUAAUUUUUGGAUUAAUCUUGCAAGAUACGAAAUCUAAGAAUAAUACCUUUGAAAAAGUUAGAAAAAUAAAUUCAGAAGAAUUUAAUCCACCGUAUAUACCGCAAGUAACUUGUUAGAAUAAUCGUUGAUCGCGUUUAAGCAUCUAGUUACUCGCUCGGUAACACGAAUAUUCCUUCGUGGCCAAUAUUUCGACCACGUGCCCAUGCCCACACGUCGGCAUUCGCGUUGGUUUAGUUUACUGCCCGUUGGGAAUCGUAUGUACCUCUAUUCCCUGUCACGUUGGAUCGUGUACGGUAUGAAGCUAGCUCACGUGCAUGUAUGCGUAACCCGGCUGCGAUUUUUACCAUUUAGGUUGGUUGAUCCUUGCGUACGAGAAGAUUUUUCUUUUCGCCUAUUUUUUUUUCUUUUUUUUUUUUUUUCCUCGUUUCGCAACGUAUCUUGAAAAAUUUGGAUUUCGGGCGGAUGUGUCCGAGGUUUUUUGUCUCCCCCUCUUUAUGAUACAGUUCGUAAUACGGGAGAAGAAAAAUGAAAAAAAAGGGGGGGACGUAGAUAGAGUAUGUUCGUUUUGAAUGUUGCAGAUAUUUUUUAUUCGCCUAUAUUUGUUAUUUUUAAAAAUCUUCUUUGAUAUUUUCUAUCUUAUAUUUAUUUGACUAUGGAUUGCAUUUGUCCGAUAAACGACUGAUUUAUGCUACUUGUUUAAUUAGGUAUUGUAUUAUAUUGUUUGAUUAUGUUUAUCUGUUAACUCGUAGUAUCAAUCUUUUCGAAUAUUUCUAUUUUAUAUAUAUCUGAUUACUUUAAUUUUAACUUAUUAUUUAAAUAAAUGGAACAAGAACAAUCGCGAGCUGAUGAAAUAAAACAAUCAUGAAUUGAAUAAGUCGAGUUGUUCUUGAUAUUGAAAAGGAUUCGACAGUAAUUAUUUAUAUAAUAUUUAACGAAUUAAAAAAGAAAAAUAUCGAAUCACUUCGUUGUCGAUCCCUCUUCGAUUAAACGUUGAAUACCAUAUUGGAAUACUAAAGAUUACUAUAAUAACAAUUUUCAAUGAAGUAAUACUUUAAGCUAAGCGGAUUUUCGUAAGUAAUUUGUAGGCUUUUUUCAAACCUGACAGGGAAAAGCCGAUUAUACAUCCUCCUGUCGACGAUCGUUCGCGGUAAAGAAUUGCUUAAUCGGCUAACAAUAUUUGACAUAUUAAUACGAAAAAUGCUAGCUUUACAGCGAUUUAGAAUAAAAUAGUAUUGAAAUCGGUUUAACCAAUACAUCAACACAGGUAAGGAAAAUAUUUACAAAAUCAGAAGUUUAAUAAAAUCCUAUAAUUUUUCUCCCCUUCUACAAUGAAAUAGAAAAGAAUGUUCUGUUUCCAUCAUCGAUACAAUUCCACGAUACUUUGCUCUCAAUAUUUUUUAUUAAAAAUCACAAUAAAAUAAAAAUUAAAUUCUCCUCAAGUUUUCGAGAACCAAUAGUCGCACCACAGAAAGCCUCUGCCAAGCCUUUACUGGGCGCACGAUGACCGAGUGGGUCCAGGAUCCAUUGCAAAAUUCCUGAAGGGUAUGGAAGCACGAUCCAUGGCAUCUCGCCGAAUAUUAUCGCGGCCCACGCGUAAAUUAUGCAGAGCGGAAGCCUAGUAUGCGAAACGAUGCCAAUGGCUCGUCCAUUAUCGCGACGCCGAAGAUGAUGCCAAUCGUAGUUAAAGGACGAGAAGUCGCGAUAAUCCAUCCUUGACGUCGUUACAGUCCUAUCGCGAAGAGAAAAGAGAUAUUUUCUUAUUGCUCGAGCGAAGAGAAUCGUUCGAUCACGAUUUCUGCUAUUUGGUACAAAUCAAUUGGAUCUGGUGGUUCCUUGAUUUUCUGCUUUUGAACUGGAUUGCAAUUAAGAGUGGUUUCGUUUGAUCGAACGCAAUACAAAACGAGUUAAGACUGUAUUUUGUGAAUGUGAUUCGUUAAAAAUUGCGAGGACAUUGAAGAAGACGUCAAGACAUUCGUAAAAGUGUGACAAACAAUACUUUCUUAAGAACGUGGAAGUAAUUCAUUGGAUAUCUAUGGAUGAUUCAAAGAAAAAGUCUGAGAAAAGUAUUUGGAGGAUAACUAUCCGAACUAUUUUCUCCUUUUACCCCACGUAUUUCCAAACAAAAACCAGAUGAAACCAAUUGAACCGAAGAAAUGAAGUAAUCCGCAGGAAACGUCUCGUCGCUUCUCCUAUCCUCCUUACAUGCGUAACAGGAUUAUUGGCCGAUUCCACCAUUCCCGUGGAAAGUUGCUCGACGAAGAGGGGACCAACUGGCAGCUCCCUUGGGAGGUCGAGCGAAAGCAAUUGCUCUCCGCACCCGCGUCUCAUUUCUGCUCGAACCGCGACCGUGACGAAGAGAAAUUCGGACUCGGCUCGUGGGUAAAGUUAUUAUCCUUGUGGCAUGGAAUGGAAAAGAGGGAGGGGGGAAGAAUAGUGGAACGACGAGGGCGGAAGGAAAGGAGAAAAAUAAAUAAAGAAAGGUUUUUGAAAAAUUCUUGCUACUGAAAAACGCGGUGCCGCCUAGUUUGAAUCUAGUUAAAUUUCUCCUGAGUGGAAAAUUUUGUGAGGAUGAUUUGUGUAUCCUUGGUUUAGAAUUUGGAGAAACAUGUUGAAGAAAAAUCGAACGAACGUUUUGAUGUUGUAUACGAAGGAAGUUGUUGCGAAAUAUAUAAACUCGAUAGUCAUUUUUUUUUAAACAACACACUUCUGGAUGGAAACAGUGUUAUUUACAGUCGUGCAACUUAAUCGAUACGGUUUUGCGUUGGAACCUUAGGCUGGAAGUGACUUAGAGAGGCGGGAGAUGACAGCGAUGUCGAGGCAGCGGUACGCGAACCGCAGCAGCGGGAACAGAUAAGGAAGGGAGGAGCCACGCGUCGGGCAAUCAUGUGUAGUGUCAUGUGGCUCCUUCGGCUCCUAACGACUUGCUGCCUCGUUUAUCUAUCGACGUCCGACUUCCACACAGAUCUAUCAAUAAUAACAGAUUCAAUAUCAACGAAAUCGACAACGGCGGCAAAGCGAUCGGUACCGACGGAUGCGCCGAUGUUGAACUACAUUUUCGAUGCGCACAGCACGCUGAACAAACAUCAACACCAUCACGAUCACAGGUGGGGCCCCCAUUUCGAGGGAGAAAGCAAGAAUAUGACGGUACAGGCUGGCGGUAGCGCCCUGCUUGACUGCAGGAUAUCCUUGCUACAGGAUAAAACCGUGUCUUGGGUACGUAGGCAAGACAAUGGGGAAAAGGUAAAUUUGCUGACAGUGGGUCAGCAGACGUACAUAGGAGACCCAAGGUACACGGUGAAGUUCCAAUACCCGGAUAACUGGCGUCUACAAAUCCGACCGGUGAACAGUAGCGACGAGGGCCAGUACGAGUGCCAGGUCAGCACUCAUCCGCCCAAGUAUAUUCACGUGAAUCUUCACAUCAACGCACCAUCCGUCCAAAUAGUGGACGCCCUGGGUGAACCUCUGAGAGACAAGUAUUAUGAGGCUGACAGCACUAUAGAGCUGUUAUGCGUUGUGCGCCACAUAGCAAUGCAAGUGCAGUACAGUGUCGUGCAGUGGCUUCAUGGCAACAGAGUUUUGAACUAUGACACGACGAGAGGUGGUAUCAGCGUGAAAACGGACCUAAUGGAAGAGGGGGCCAAUUCGACUCUCAGCAUAGCGAGGGUGGGACCAGCUGACAGCGGAAACUACACGUGCCAUCUAACCACCAUGCCCGAUCAACCUGCCACCGUUCACGUGCAUGUGCUGAACGGAGAAAGCUUAGCCGAGCUGCAUCACGGGUCCGCAGAGGUCGCCAGUAGCGGUUCGUUGCUGCUCCUCUUAUGCGUCUUUCUCGGUCGGAUACAACAGGUGCUGAGAUGAAGGAUCGACCAGUUUCGUCGCUUCCUCGCUGCAUCACAAUAAACAGAACUUUUAUAUUAUCGUUGGGAGAAUGGACGUGGCCAUACGUGAACAAGAAACGAACAAGGAAGAAACGUGAAAAAACGAACGAGAGGAGGGCGGUGAAUGCAAAAAACUUGAAAAGUUGAAACUCUGCGAGAGGAGAAUGGGCUUGAGGCGUGGGGAAAGGUUGGCAGCAUUGGUCCGCCAUUGUCUUUCUGCGUCGCUCACAUCCUUGAUUCCAUCUGUCAACUUGUCAGAGCGCUUCGACUUCGCGUUUUUUGUCCUUCCAGCUAGUGGAGCACUGGUGGUUAAUCGGAAGCUGAUGAAUCAUCCUGGGAGGAGGAAUUUGUCGAUGAUUGGUUGGGUUCCAGGACCCGAGGAGAUUGAGAGGUUAAGAUUCGUCUUGUGCCUUUGUAUUUCGGUUUUCGGGGUAGUUUGGAGUUUAGUUUCGAUAGGAUGUUAUUAUAAUUAACCCUUAUGUCGAUAUUUCAAAUAUCUUUUGUUGUUUUUGGAGGUGGAGGGGAAGAUACUUGGAUUUUCUUUUUUAUUUAUUUGCGUAAAAUUCUAAAAUAUUUCCAAUUUUAAUUUAAUUAUUAUUUGAUUUAUAUUCUUAGAUUGGAAGUUAGAUCUUUAAGGAUUUUUUGAUUAUUGAAAUUUUACAAGUCGAAUUCGAUGUCGACAAUUCGAUCAAUAUUAUUGAUAUAAGGGUUAAAAAUAAAUUAAUUUAAGAUAAGUUAGUUGUAAUAAUCCGAAUGUGGUGUAUACAUUUCAUAUCCAUUUUAGGUAUAAAUGUCUCGCAACCUAACGUGGAUGUCAGGUGCAUAUCUUUUGCUAAGUUAAUUCGUAUAAUUGAAAGUAUCAUUCUCAUUCAUUCUACAUUGAUCCUGUAUGAUAAAUCUUGAAAUCAUCGAAUGCAUAAUCAAGUUUAUGAUAAUAAAUAAGUACGUACAGAUUUAAUACGUACGAAAAUAUAGAAAUAUAUUACGAUUUUGACAUAUCUAUAUUGUUCAACGCUCGGAUAGACUGAAUUACCAAGUAAUUACCAAGUAAUUAAACCAGGCAUAGAAAAGAGAAAAAACUUAACACAUUCACCGUCUAUAUUUGUAUUAUAAAAGAAAAAUGUUCUUUCUUUUUGCGUUAAAAUCCUUAGAAUUACGAAUUAAAAAUUAAAAAUUAUCUUAACCUUCAUAUAAAUGGAUAGUAAACGUGUUAAGUUUCAUCGAAUAAUCAAUCAUUCCAUACUUUUACAUUUAUUUCUCUUUCUUAUUUUAUACAGAGAAAAAUGAUAGGAAUAUGGAUUAUUAUAUAUAAAAUUCCUUAUUAUCCUCUUUUUCAACUGUAAUUUUAUAAGUCAAAAGUCAAAAUUGCAUAUUCCAUAUUCCCAUCACUUUCUCUGUGUUAAGCAUUAUCGAGAACCAAUACUAAAAAAUAUCCAAAAGAAUCAUUGGUAAAAAAAAAAAAGAAGCACAAUAUGUAACUAAAAAUUCCUUCCUCCCCGAAAUUGAAACAUUUCUCCCAAAUUUUUUAGGAGAUUUUGUCCUCGGCAAAAAUGCAGAAAAAAAAAGAAACUUCCACGAAAAGUCGGUCCUCAAUCGAAUUUCCAUAAACGCAUUCCACAAUCGUCGAAGCGUUCCAAAUAAGUGUCGGAUGCAGGGACGUCGACAAAGGAAGUACGAGCCAUGCGCCACCGAUUUCCUGUAGGACGCGUGUCGGUGAAGUUCGAUUAUGCCCGGAAACCACCUCGACGCCCCUGUAUUUCCUUAUUCACUGCCGUUCCAGAUCCUUCUUGAGAAGCAAGUUUUAUGAGGCACGAUGAUCCUUCUGAACGAUCCUAUCUUGACGUGUGUUCGUCGAAAAAAAAACAGCCGCGAUAAAUUUAUAUCAUAUAUCGAUGAUCGAGCAUCUUAGGUAUACGGGUUAAAUAUUUGUUUCGAAAACUGAACGAUUCGUUGCGAGGAUCCACGCGAGGAUUGUUCAAAUUUAUUUAAUUAUGAAUCCCCUUUUGUUAAAUUAUUUGGAUUUAUUUAUAUAUCGAUUUCCAAUCGAUUGUUCAAUAAAAUAAAAUUCAUAUUUUCUUAUGACGCGAAGAAGAAUAGAAUUGAUUCUUCCUUAUUACAAUUAUAUCCAGGUUAAAAUUGAACUAUCCUCGCGAAAAAAAAUAAGAGUCGAUUGUGAGAUAUAUUUGCCUAGAUACGGACCACUUGAGCGAGGCUCGAAUUAUCAGUAUUAUCUAAUUUUUUAAAGAGCCAGAUUAAAGCGCGAGUGAAAGAAACCGGAAGUCGUCAAAAGCGCGCAAAGUCGAUGACGAAGCGGCAUCGUCGAGAAGGGCGCGAUCGAUGGCCAAUUAACCGCGUUGUGAACGUUAUAUUCGCGAAGUAAAUCAUUCUGAUUUAUUUCGAAGAAUGUUGAACAAGUGAUAAAAAAAAAAAACAAGUUGCGUAUGCAUGAUUCGUUGAAGCGAGUAUGUACGGGUGUGCUUAAUUCGUAACAGCGACACUAGCGCCACGUUUGUACAUAUGUAUGUAUACUUUCUUAAUUAACGAGAAAUUUGUUAUUUCAUUUUUAUUGUUGAGAAAUUAUAUUAUAAGGAAUAAGGGAGCGCGGGGAGUCCUGAGAAAUGAAAGUGAUAUAAAUGAAAAAGAUAUUUAAUUAAUUAAAUCAUCACGAAACAUCUACGAGAAAAAUUUAAAAAUUCUCGGACGGAAUUCAAUUUUCUUCGCGCAACUUUCAUUUUAACGGACGAAUACAAAUCGAAACGAUGUUGUUUGUUCGAAGGAUGAAAUAUUCUUUAGAAAAUUAUUGGAAAGAUUAUUGGGAGGUGUUACGAAUUAAGGAUAGGAUAUUUGUAAAGCGACUCAAUGGGCACAAUGGGAUGUGAAAGAAAAAAAAAAAAAGAAAAACAUAACUGCCAACCUGAUCCCAAGCUCAUCAAUUAAAAGUGAUAAUGAAGAGAAGUUUUUAAAGCGAUGGCAGCUAACACGUUUUACAUAAAGUCGUUUAUUUUUUUUUUCCGGGAUUCAGUGAUCUAUCCGCUCCAUAGAUCAAACAGCUCGAAGAGCAAUCGAAUGUCUCUGUAUCGAGACAGAUCGCGCAGUAAUAUUCGAUAAAAUCGACGUAAAAUUCAAAGUUUUCUCCGACGGCAAAAUUAUGAAAUAUACGAUAUGCGUUUUACAAGA
Messenger RNA from Apis cerana (Asiatic honeybee), 14180 nucleotides. RefSeq names its product zwei Ig domain protein zig-8. Gene Ontology annotation, cellular component: neuron projection membrane. NCBI's taxonomy places the organism in Eukaryota, Metazoa, Arthropoda, Insecta, Hymenoptera, Apidae. The record is from RefSeq and is a predicted model, not a curated record. Gene Ontology annotation, biological process: synapse organization.